AUGUACACCCAGAGUGUCCACCUGUUCACUGUGGUGCGGGUAGAUAUUGGAACACGAGUCUGUCCUGCUUCCCGGGUGAGAGGAGCUUUGAAUUGGCUUCUGCUGUGGGUUCCCCUCUGGGGUUCUCUACACCCAUCACUGUCCUCUGCUCUAGAUGCAGCUGGAUCCCAGACAAAGCAUGGUCUUGUCCUAGGCUUGCCUUGUCUCUUAGACCUUCAGUCACAUCCGUCUGCUUCCCCUCCAGAGAACAAAGGUCGAAGACGCACCACCAAUGACUCUGCCGCUUCUGAGUACUGUCCCACACCCAAGCGCCUCAAGACAAACAGCUGCGGAGGGAAAGACCGAGGGGAGGAUGACGAGAGCCGAGAAAGGAUGGCUUCUGACGUCACCAACAACAAGGGCAAUCUGGAAGACCGCUGUUUGUCCUGCGGUAGGAAGAACCCUGUGUCCUUCCAUCCCCUCUUUGAGGGUGGGCUCUGUCAGAGUUGCCGGGAUCGCUUCCUGGAGCUCUUCUACAUGUAUGAUGAGGACGGCUAUCAGUCCUACUGCACCGUGUGCUGCGAGGGCCGGGAGCUGCUUCUCUGCAGCAACACCAGCUGCUGCAGGUGCUUCUGUGUGGAGUGUCUGGAGGUGCUGGUGGGGACAGGGACAGCCGAGGAUGCCAAGCUGAAGGAACCCUGGAGCUGCUAUAUGUGCCUCCCACAGCGCUGCCAUGGUGUCCUCAGGCGCAGGAAGGAUUGGAACAUGCGCCUGCAAGACUUCUUCACGACUGAUCCUGACCUCGAAGAAUUUGUAAGCCAUAGGUACUUGGUGCUCAAAGAGUUGGGUAUCAAAGUGGAAAAGUACGUCGCUUCCGAAGUUUGUUCAGAGUCCAUCGCUGUGGGAACCGUUAAGCAUGAAGGCCAUAUCAAAUACGUGGAUGACGUCAGGAACAUCACAAAGGGAGACGUUGAUGAGUGGGGCCCAUUCGACUUGGUGAUCGGUGGAAGCCCUUGCAAUGACCUCUCCUGUGUGAAUCCUGUCAGGAAAGGCCUGUUUGAGGGCACCGGCCGACUCUUCUUCGAGUUUUACCGGUUGCUGAAUCACUCACGCCCUGAGGAGUGUGACAACCGUCCGUUCUUCUGGAUGUUUGAGAAUGUGGUGGCCAUGGAGGUGGGUGACAAGAGGGACAUCUCACGGUUCCUGGAGUGUAACCCAGUGAUGAUCGAUGCCAUCAAGGUUUCUGCCGCUCACAGGGCCCGAUACUUCUGGGGCAACCUCCCUGGGAUGAACAGGAUCUUCGGCUUUCCUGCCCACUACACUGAUGUGUCCAACAUGGGCCGUGGCGCCCGCCAGAAGCUGCUGGGAAAGUCCUGGAGUGUGCCAGUCAUCAGACACCUCUUUGCCCCCUUGAAGGACUACUUUGCAUGUGAAUAGUUCUACCCAGGACUGGGGUCUUGGGGCUAAUGCCAGCUGUUAGGAGUCACACUGGUCCUGGAAGCACCCCAGCUCUGCCCUUCCUUAGCUUGCCUCUGUGGGGUCUCACUAUAUACUCAGUCUUUUCUGCUCAGUGGUAGCAGAGCCUCCUGGCCCUACAGGGGAACCUACUUGUGCACAGCUCAGAUCUGGCAUCUUACAGUGGCCCAACAUGGUUCUUAUGUUUUUCCAGUUUUAAACUUUACAACCAAGCCGGGCGGUGGUGGCGCACGUCUUCACUCCUAGAGCUCGGGAGGCAGAGGCAGACGGAUCUCUGUGAGUCUGAGGCCUGCCUGUUCUACAGAGCAAGUUCCAGGAUAGCCAAGGUUACACAGAGAAACUCUGUACCAAACCAAAACCCAAAAACCAGAGUCACGUGACAACAUGGGAGAAACUGUGCUUUGUUUCAACAGUUUUUUGCUGAUUUCUAGGCUGAAAGAUGACAGAUGAAGAGCUUACCCUUUUGUUUAAUUAAAGUCAAUAUUUCUCAUCUGUA
This is a messenger RNA of Peromyscus maniculatus bairdii (prairie deer mouse), 1951 nucleotides long. The record is from RefSeq and is a predicted model, not a curated record. Lineage: Eukaryota; Metazoa; Chordata; Mammalia; Rodentia; Cricetidae.